ACAGGAUCUUACAUUUGAAUCUGGUGGAGGAUCAGCCCUGAGAUUCAAUGUUGGCUGCUUCUGAAAUGCGGGAUGCCUGGUGUCAGCCUAUGGCAGCCUUCCAAGGCCCUUUCUCUUUCCUGUCUCAGGAGCUCAAACAUGACCAGGAAGAUCUUCACAAACACCAGGGAGCGGUGGAGGCAGCAGAAUGUCAACAGCGCCUUUGCCAAGCUGAGGAAGCUCAUCCCCACUCACCCUCCAGACAAAAAGCUGAGCAAAAAUGAAACGCUUCGCCUGGCAAUGAGGUACAUCAACUUCUUGGUCAAGGUCUUGGGGGAGCAAACCCUGCAGCAAACAGGAGUGGCUGCUCAGGGAAACAUUCUGGGACUCUUCCCCCAAGGAUCCCACCUGCCGGACAGGACUCUACUCGAUGACUACCAGGUCCCUUCACUUGACCCAAGCCACAGCAUUGCGUAGUGGGGCUCCGGCUGUCAUCACCCAGGACAGCCCUUGCUCUGAAGCCACUGGCUGUUGACAGCCUUUUGCAUGUUCCAGUGUCAACUUGAUGAAUAAUUUGUGAGGAAUGCACUUACGCUUCACAGGAGGUGGCUCAGGGACAGCUGCAGGGAGCCAGACAGAGGCCAUGAGGAAGAUGGCUUUGGAGUCUGCUACCCCCGGAGCUCCAGACAGAGCAGCCUGCCUCUAUUUUAUGUAUCCAGGAUCUGCAUAAGAUGUUGUUUGGGAGGGGGGAAGUGUAGGUUAAAAACAGGCUUGGAAAUCGUUGUUUUACUCAGUAUGUUUUCAAUUAUAAGGAAGGAGUUUUCCCAUAACAGAUCUCAAAUGGAUGAGUAGAAAAUGCUUCCGUCAGAACACAUUUUACAGUUUGUUUUGAAAAAUGAGGUAUAUGUGAUCAAGGGUGAACAAAAUAAGGUUGAUAAAUGUGAAGAGAGCCCUCACAGAAACCAACCUGGAGACUUGUGGAAACGUGAGAGAGACCCUUCUCACACGUGAGGAUUACAGGAACAUAGCAGAUACAUGUGGAAGAGCUCUGCAUCCUUUAUCCCUGUGGAAAUAUGAAGUAUUACCUGCAUUGAACCAUUUAUAUCUUUGUUAUCUCUAAAGCUGAACGGUGGAUUAUAUCUGUUAGAGGAAAGGACUUGAUAAUUUAUGAAUUAGAGUUCAUAGUUUUCUUAUGAAAAACAGGUAGCAAAAAUAGGUUAUCUAACCCCUUAGUUGCACAUGUCAGACAUUAAAACGUUUAAUUCAGCGCAAGUUCCUGCUGAUUUAAGACCUGUUAAAUUCAAAUAUAAUUAUGAAAAUCCAAACACUACCAUUUAACGACUCAUUUAACAGAGAGCUUAGUUUAAACAAAAGAUCUAGAGUAGACAAUAGGAAUGUAAUACCAGACUUUAAUGAAUUAAUGAAUUUGUCAUUUGUCUCCUUCGCUAUGGAGCAUUAGCUCACUCUUACUGGGAGGGGUGGUACCCACUAGUCAACGAAACAGUGUGGAUCUGGCAGAACUACUCACAACCACGUGCCCCCAAUGAUUGGAUUCAAAGACAGAUUCAAGGAUGAAUCCCAUAGCUGAGCCCAGAAUACAAAUAAUGUCAUUUGAUUGUCUCUGGGACAUGUUAUUACCCUAAAGUUCUUGACAGUACAUUGGUUUCAAAACCUUCCGAAGCACAGGUAGGAAAUUGAUGGAUUUGCAGUUAUGGGUUUCCAGUGUAUACAUAAUAGAGGAAUUUAAAUUUCCUGUGACUCGAGAAAGAAGGUAUUGAUUUAUGGAAGGUUGAAGUAAGCCUCUUUGGUUUGGUGAUCAGAAAAAAAGCUAGAUGUGGCUCCCCCAAAAUCUCAUUCCCCCCAAAUAACAAGGUUGUAAUGCCAUUAACAUCUACACAGCAUUCCCACUCAUAGCCCAAAGCAUUUAUCCAAUGCAAUAU
Lutra lutra (Eurasian river otter) is the source of this 1919-nucleotide messenger RNA. RefSeq names its product TAL bHLH transcription factor 2 (gene TAL2). NCBI's taxonomy places the organism in Eukaryota, Metazoa, Chordata, Mammalia, Carnivora, Mustelidae. Gene Ontology annotation, biological process: regulation of transcription by RNA polymerase II. The record is from RefSeq and is a predicted model, not a curated record. Gene Ontology annotation, molecular function: RNA polymerase II cis-regulatory region sequence-specific DNA binding; DNA-binding transcription factor activity, RNA polymerase II-specific; protein dimerization activity. The coding region runs from base 73 to 456 and encodes 127 amino acids. The transcript has 2 exons.